Oncorhynchus kisutch (coho salmon) is the source of this 638-nucleotide messenger RNA. RefSeq names its product B-cell receptor CD22-like. Lineage: Eukaryota; Metazoa; Chordata; Actinopteri; Salmoniformes; Salmonidae. The transcript has 3 exons. Bases 1 to 561 code for a protein of 186 amino acids. The record is from RefSeq and is a predicted model, not a curated record.
AUGAGUUGGUCCCUGAGGGACCUAACCACAGACCCAGGGUAUGCAGGUCGUGUGGAGUAUGCAGGAGAGAAGGAGAGAGGUCACUCCAUCCUGAGAAUCACAGAUCUGAGAGAGGAGGACUCUGCUGAGACAACCACUCUUACAUCUGGUACAAGAACGGACAACGUCUGUUCAGUCACGAGGACCAAGUACCUGAUCUUAGACCCAGUCCGCAGUGAGGAUGCAGGCAGAUACUCCUGUGCUGUAAACGGCCAGGAGGAUCUCGCCUCUGCUGCAAAAGACUCUCACUGUCAGAUAUGGCCCAAAGACCACCUCAGUGUCAAACCCUCUGGUGAAAUAGUGGAGGGCAGUUCAGUGACUCUGACCUGCAGCAGUGAUGCCAACCCACCUGUGGACAAAUACACCUGGUACAAGAAGAACGUAACCUCACCAAAAUCAUCAGGACAGAGUUACACCAUCACCAAGAUCAGCUCUGAGGACAGAAGAGAAAUUACUGUGAGGCUGAUACUAAAUAUGGACGUCUCAACUCUUCCCCUGUGGUUUGUGGACGUUCAGUGUUAGUUCACCUAAUCUUCAUCUAUUCAUUGACAAUCACACAGGUCAACAACAAUAAAGAAUCAUUAGUAAUGUUACCACCC